CCGCCCUUCGUCCUCCGACCUGAGAGUCACUACUUUUCAUCCAUCCCGCUGCCUGAGACCGACCUGCUUUUCCACCCCCAUUGCCCUCUCUUCUGCGCCGCCUUCACUUACGCGCUGCCCCGUUAAUUGCCCAGUUCCUUUCCUUUGACCGCCGCUGGCAGGCCCGAGCACCUUCUCCUCAUCCGCGGUCACGAGCCCGAGUCCAGCAGUUCCAGAUCGCUUUCACCCACGCCCCGACCGGCUGACCUGCUGUUCCCGUCACGACACUCGCAUUGCGCACCGCAGCCAUCAUUCGACGCGCACAUCGAUGAUCGUCUAGCCGCCAAGCCAUCCAUCGAGUGACUCCCCAGCAACCGAACACAGCACCAUCAUCCGCUUCGACGUUGAUGCAUCGCACCGCCCUGCCUGUACCCUGAAAGAUUGUAUAACGCACCUCGACGAACGAGAGGAGGAGGGACGUCCCGGCUUGCAGAACACCAACAGGUACUACCGCCAGCAUGGCGGCGCCACGCAUACCGGGUACCUCGUCGAGGCGCCCAGCACCACCGCCGGAGCUGGAGCCCGACGAGCUCAUAGGAGAGUUUCGCAGGGGCAAGGAGAUUGGGAAAGGCUCUUUCGCUACUGUAUAUCUUGCACAACAUCGGGUAAGUGCCGACUCAGGAGGCGUCGUCCACCUUGAUGAGUCGAAUAUGGAACAGAUUGUUGACAAUUUUGAACAGAAGAGAAAGUCAUACGCAGCAGUCAAGGCCGUCCAGAUGGGAAAACUAUCUAAGAAAUUGAAGGAGAAUCUGGCGACCGAGAUUGAAAUCCUCAAGGGGCUCAAGCACCCGCACAUCGUCCAGUUGUUUGUCUGCACCGACACGCCGUCCUACAUCUACCUUGUAAUGGAAUACUGCCAGCUUUCAGAUCUGGCACAGUUCAUGAAGAAGCGCCACCAGCUGCCCAACCUACCCGAGACCGCAGACAUAUUCAGGAAAUACCCAAACCCAGACCACGGCGGCCUGAACGAGGUUCUUGCUCGACAUUUCCUGAAGCAAAUCACCAGCGCCUUGCAAUAUCUCCGCUCGCAUAACUUGAUCCACCGCGAUAUCAAGCCUCAAAACUUGCUUCUCAAUCCCGCGCCGACCUACAUGUCGAGACUCAAACCCGAAGACGUGCCACUCGCGGCGAGCGAAAACUCGCUGAUUCCCGCUGUUGGCGUCGCAUCUCUUCCGAUGCUCAAGAUCGCUGACUUUGGCUUUGCCCGUCACUUGCCCUCGACAUCCAUGGCUGAGACGCUUUGCGGAUCGCCAUUGUACAUGGCACCUGAAAUCCUUCGAUACGAGAAGUACGACGCGCGCGCCGAUCUCUGGUCGACUGGAACUGUGCUGCACGAAAUGAUCGUGGGCAAACCACCCUUCAGGGCUCAGAACCACGUUGAUCUCUUGCGGAAGAUUGAGAGGGCAAACGAUGUGAUCGUGUUCGACAACAAGCACAUGACCAUCAGCCGUGGCAUGAAGGAUCUGAUCAGAAAGCUUUUGAAGAAGAGCCCUGUCGAGCGUAUGACUUACGAGAAUCUCUUCAAUGAUCCAGUAGUCGUCGACGAGAUCCCAGGCCUUCACUCGGAAGAUAAAGUGCAGGAGCAUGGAAUUCCGGGCUCAGAGGCAUCAGUGUCGGAACUCAGCAAGAGGAUGGCCCGGGCUAUGGAGACUGAAGCUUCACCGCGAUCGACACCAGCACCCGAGCUGCGGGCCAAACGCUCUCAAGACGAUGGCCCGGGACGCGCAAGCCGCAAACCGUCUGAAGAGGCUAUCCCGCAGCGGAGGUCCAUCGACGGGGAACGACGUAAGUCUUCAGUGGGUAGCUCGAACCAGGCAGAGGUCACAGGCAUGAAGCGUCAACCAAGCCAACGAGAACCGCGCCGUCCAAGCAUCGUCGCACACAUAACUGCUCCUGGACGUCAAGAACUCCAGCAGCAGGCUCCGAUGAACCCGGCUCCGCCGAUGCCCAGGCGAGCCUCUCGCUCUUCGCCACUCGCUGGACCGCCACUUGUUCGAGAACCCACUAUUGAGGCAGCGAAAGAAGAUCGCGCUGCUCGCGAGGCUCACGAGCGCACUGCACACGACGUGGCGUUCGAAAAGGAGUAUGUUGUCAUCGAGAAGCGUGCAGUGGAAGUCAAUGCCUUUGCGGACGAAUUGGAUGCCGUGCAUGGGUCGCCAUCCCACCAGGGUGCAAUGGUCAGACGUGCCACGACGCAAGGUCUGCCGAAUUCCCUGCCAGGAACCGCACCUGUCAGUUCUUCAAGAGCCGUUCAAAUGGCGCCCGGACGAAAUGCUCAUCAACGAGGUGGCUCGUUCGAGAGGCGUCUUACGUACUCUCCGCAGUCGGCGACCAACAUGCUGACCAAGGCCUUGACGGCUGCGAAUGCUCGUCUCUUUGGUACCGGUACAUCGCCACCGAUCGGAGGCCCAUCACCGCCGCGUGGUUACAGCGCCUUCCCGGCAUACCCCACGCCUGCAGCAGCGUUGGCCAUAGGCGAUGGCAACGAUAUCAAGCCCAUAGAUGAGGAGACUAGGUUGGUCCGCACGCUGGAGGAGGCAGCACACCGCAGCGAUGUCAUUUAUGGCUUCGCCGAAGUCAAAUACCGGCAAAUACAGCCGGCACCACCUUCGACCCAGGACGCGCUUGGGAUUCAGCAGAUCGGCGCACUCGAGAAACCUGGGGAAGCCGAUGGUGAAGACAGGGACAUGACCAACAUAGCCAUUGUUGGGGUUGCUGAGGAAGCUUUGGUGCUGUAUGUCAAGGCUCUUGCCAUCCUCACCAAGACCAUCGAUCUUGCUGGUUGGUGGUGGAACAAACAGAAGGAACGUGGGGAGGAAGUGCCAACCGAAGCUUCUGGUGCGCACGGUAGUGUUGCACGUCGGAUUUUUGGAGUCGUGAGGUGGUCUCGCGGUCGUUUCAACGAGUGCUUGGAGAAAUCGGAGAUAGCGGGCCGUCGCUUGCAGCAGGCUCAGCGACAAUUGCCCGAGGACCACAGUGGGCACCCGAACAAUCACGAUGCGACUACAGGAUCGUCGGUAGCAGCUUCGGCGGACCAGUUCCGUAUCACGAGCGGCGUCACGGCUGAGCGUCUCAUGUUUGAUCGAGCGGUUGAGAUGAGCAGAGCUGCAGCAGUAAGCGAAUUGGUGGGAGAAGAGCUCAGUGACUGCGAGUUGGGCUACAAGACUGCAAUUAUGCUGCUCGAGGCGGUCCUGGAGACGGAAGAUGACCCGCUCAUGCGCAAGCCCAGCUCGAAGAAGGACAGGCCCGUCGAUGAAGCCAUCAAUGGCAUGGAGACAGAGGACCGGCAGACGGUCUUGCGCAUCAUCGAGAACGCUAGGGGUCGACUUGUGUCUGUGAGGAAGAAGAUCAACGCAGCGCAGACUGCUGUGAAGCGCGCGCCGAGCGGCAGCUCAACGCCGAAGCCAACAAGCAACCCAUCUCCAUCAUUGAUCGCACCCAGCAUCGGUGGCACGCCUCCGCGAUGACCAUGAUGACAUGUCCAGCUCCACGAAUGGACCACGGAAUGGACAGCGCCACGUUUGGCGCCUUUCAGACUUGUCUACUAACAUACCACUUUCGGCUCACACAUGGUCCACGGACUAUUUACAGACGAACGACGACGAUAAUGCACAGCACAGCACAGCGACACGCACCCAGCACGCGACGUUCUACGCAGAGUAUUCCUUUUUUGUUUCCAUGAAGAUUGUUUAGAGCAGCGCCCAUGAAUUGAUGAAACUGAAUCGGGCAUCAGAGUUACGAUGGCGUUUACCUACACGGGUUUCAAGCGGGAGCUACGGUACUGGGAAAUGGGAUGGGACUCGACAGAUUGUGUACGGAGUUACAUGGGAGAAAUAUGGAGAAAGACUGCGAUGAUUUUGAGAUGUAGUGUUUCGGCACGAUGAAAGCUGAACUGCAUGAGGCGUAUAGCUGGAGACAGCAUGGCGAGGAGUCACUUCUGGCGCAACCCUACUUUGCGAGGGAGACAUAUGGGAGAUGGUCGGCAUUGACUCACGGUUUCUAUGAUACCACGACGCGGCCGAGGAAGACAUGAGCCCGUCCAACGCAUGCGAUGAGGCGCAUUAUGCGCGAUCUGGGC
Cercospora beticola is the source of this 4117-nucleotide messenger RNA. It is a transcript of the gene ATG1, whose product is annotated as serine/threonine protein kinase ATG1. Gene Ontology annotation, molecular function: ATP binding; protein serine/threonine kinase activity. Gene Ontology annotation, cellular component: autophagosome; phagophore assembly site membrane; phagophore assembly site. Lineage: Eukaryota; Fungi; Ascomycota; Dothideomycetes; Mycosphaerellales; Mycosphaerellaceae. Gene Ontology annotation, biological process: peptidyl-serine phosphorylation; reticulophagy; autophagosome assembly. The record is from RefSeq and is a predicted model, not a curated record.